AACGUUUUGAAUUGUCAUAACCUUAAAUAGUGAGUGAAGCACGGAAAACUACACAUUAUUCGCGCUCUGUAUAACCAAACAAAAUAUUUUAAAAGCAAAUUUUAUUUUGUUGCAUUGAAAAAAUUACGGAAAUUAACUAGCGAAGAUGUCAAUUGGCGUUCCAAUUAAAGUGUUGCAUGAGGCUGAAGGCCAUAUUAUUACUUGCGAAACAAUAACCGGCGAAGUGUAUCGCGGUAAAUUGAUUGAAGCCGAAGACAACAUGAAUUGCCAAAUGACUCAAAUCACCGUCACCUAUCGCGAUGGUCGCACAGCCAAUUUGGAAAAUGUUUACAUUCGUGGUUCGAAAAUUCGUUUCCUGAUACUGCCCGACAUGCUGAAGAAUGCGCCGAUGUUUAAGAAAGCGGGACCGAAGGCUGGGACGGCGGGCAGGGGUAAAUCGGCACUGCUGCGAGCGCAAACGGCGACUCGAGGGAGGGGAAGGGGCGGUGCGGGAUCUUCAAAAGGAGCUGGAGCUGGACGCGGUGGUGGUGCAUGGCAAGGUGGUCCAACAGCAGGACGUGGCCGAGGUGGCUUGUAAAAGUGUAUCUUUGCGAAUGAUAACACAUCUCCCUUUUCAAAUACACACAUCGUAUAAAUGUUUAUUCAUAAGCUCUUAAUAAAAUACAAUAAAUUGUUUGAAAUCAAACAACCAUGAGUAAAUUCAAAAAA
Molecule: messenger RNA, 708 nt
Organism: Sitodiplosis mosellana (orange wheat blossom midge)
Lineage: Eukaryota; Metazoa; Arthropoda; Insecta; Diptera; Cecidomyiidae
Gene: SmD3
Product: small nuclear ribonucleoprotein Sm D3
Exons: 3
Coding region: 146-577 (143 amino acids)
Biological process (GO): spliceosomal snRNP assembly; RNA processing
Cellular component (GO): U12-type spliceosomal complex; commitment complex; U5 snRNP
Molecular function (GO): RNA binding
Source: RefSeq, a predicted model, not a curated record